Messenger RNA from Cyanidioschyzon merolae strain 10D, 1107 nucleotides. RefSeq lists its product as hypothetical. The record is from RefSeq and is a predicted model, not a curated record. The transcript has a single exon. Gene Ontology annotation, biological process: DNA repair. Gene Ontology annotation, cellular component: Smc5-Smc6 complex; nucleus. NCBI's taxonomy places the organism in Eukaryota, Rhodophyta, Bangiophyceae, Cyanidiales, Cyanidiaceae. The coding region runs from base 1 to 1107 and encodes 368 amino acids.
AUGCCGACGACCCGUGAAGCACACGACGGCAGUUCCGGUUGCACGGAACAGGCUAGUCAGCGCGUAAAACGCUUAAGAGCCGCACUUCGCGAGCACUCGACGGCAAUUGAUGCAGUGAAGGACACUGUUGAUGCACAGAAACUGCAGGAGUUUCUCGAUCGGAAUGAUGAGCUUUCAGUGGACGUCGAGGAUGCGGUGGCGCAAGGUCUUCUGUCUGAAGCGUACCUCAAAAUCACGCUACUGGAGCGAGCGUUGGUCGCAAAAGUGAAGACUGGGUUGAGGGUGCUCGAUUCGGACGCUUUUCUUGAGCGUCUGCGAACAAAGUGGUCAGUUUCUCGGCAGCACGGCGUGCCGACUCGAGACACUUACGCUUCCGGAGUGACACUCGCGGAAAGCAUAACCACAGUGCCCGAAACUAGCGAACCCGAGCGCCCGUCAGAACAGGCAGCUGCGAACCUCCGUGACGCCAGCACCGGUGACCUCGUUGUCGAUUUGGACGCGCUCGGCAAGCGAUUCUAUCGGUUUUUUCGAACCGCGCCUGCGCCAACUUUCAUGUUUGGACUGGUAAACCUCUCAACCGAGACGGCGUCGAAUGUUUCAAGUGUUGAACAAACACCUGUUGUACGCGAACGCGCGGCCCGUGAGCGAACCGUUGUUGCUGCCACCGAACGCGCCGAACAGGUCUCGCUCAAUGACGUCCAGGAGCAGGUUCGUACGGACGUUGCAGUGAAGCAGAUGUUCGAUUUCUUAGAAGAACAUGGCCCUAUUGAGUUGUACGACCUUGUACUCGAUACGAGCAGCUUCGGACGAACGAUUGAGAACCUGUUUCACCUUUCGUUUUUGAUUCGUGAUGGAAGGGUAGAGUUGUGGCGUGAACAUGAUCAGUAUAUGGUGAGGCCACUGCAUCGCCACGGCCAAAGUCUGGCUCGCACCGGACAGGAACCUGCGCCUGGUACAGCGGGAGCGGAGCUAGUCGCAGGCAAGCAAGCCAUCUUCCGAUUCGAUUGGCAAGAUUGGAGUGAACUUUGCAUGCAACGACAUGGGAAACGAACGCUCCAACCGGGAACGAGCCCGAACCCGAGUCACAGUAGCAUCGCUGCAUUGUAA